Penicillium longicatenatum is the source of this 2268-nucleotide messenger RNA. RefSeq lists its product as uncharacterized. The coding region runs from base 1 to 2268 and encodes 755 amino acids. The transcript has 11 exons. Gene Ontology annotation, molecular function: potassium ion transmembrane transporter activity. Lineage: Eukaryota; Fungi; Ascomycota; Eurotiomycetes; Eurotiales; Aspergillaceae. Gene Ontology annotation, biological process: potassium ion transmembrane transport. Gene Ontology annotation, cellular component: membrane. The record is from RefSeq and is a predicted model, not a curated record.
AUGGAAGGCACAAAUGGGUCGAAGCGUAUCGUGAUGCCUGGCGCUACAAAUAUCGCCCCGGCCUACUUCCUCGAUAGCGAAAAAGCAGAGGACCCCAAGACAGCUGACGUCGAGAUGAAUUCUCUUCCUGGGGGUAAAGAAGUGGAAGAAAGGGACUUCCGUCGCAAACAGGUGUUCUCAGGGUGGAAACUGGCAUGGCUUACCUACCAGUCCCUCGGAGUCAUCUACGGUGACAUCGGCACGAGUCCUCUCUACGUUUACUCCAGCACCUUCAGCAGUGAACCUAGCCAGGCAGAUAUUCUUGGAGCGGUUUCUCUUGUUAUUUGGGCCCUCACAAUCAUGGUCACUAUCAAAUAUGUCUUCAUCGUUCUUCGUGCAGAUGAUGAGGGGGAGGGUGGUACAUUUGCACUGUACUCUCUUCUCUCCAGAUAUGCUAAGCUGGUUCGGUAUGACCCUCGCCACUCGGAUUUGGUUCGAAUGCAACGUUUCGACACAGACGAUCUGCAAAAGCCCAAUUUGAUGACUCGUAGUAUUAUGGAGCGAAGCACUGCCAUCAAAUGGAUUCUGAAAGUGGUCGGCGCUUUUGGUGUGGCGUUGAUUCUGGCAGAUGGUGUUCUUACUCCAGCACAGUCGAUCUUGGGCGCUAUUCAAGGAGUCACUGUUGUUAAUCCAAACAUGUCCACAUCGGCAGUCGUGGGCAUUUCAUGUGGAAUUUUGGUGCUAGUUUUCGCCGUCCAGCCAUUUGGAACCACUAGGAUUGCGAGCACUUUCGCGCCAAUCGUUAUUGUUUGGAUGCUUUUCAACCUCAUCUUUGGAAUUUACAACUUGGUGAUGUUCGACGCCUCUAUCCUCAAGGCAUUCUCGCCAUACUUUGCCGGUGCCUUCUUGAUGCGAAACAAAAGGGAUGGAUGGCUGUCUCUUGGAGGAAUCCUACUUGCCUUUACUGGUGUCGAGACCCUGUUCGCUGAUCUGGGGGCGUUUACCCGAAGAUCAAUCCAGAUUUCGUGGCUCUGUUUUGUUUACCCAUGUCUCCUCAUUUCGUACAUUGGCCAAGGAGCCCACAUCAGCGUUCAUCCCAGUGCCUAUGCCAACCCGUUCUAUCUGACUGUCCCCCCUGGCAUGCUCUGGCCCAGUCUGAUUGUGGCUGUUCUGGCGUGUAUUGUUGCAAGCCAGGCGGUCAUCACCGGGGCUUACCAGCUACUGUCUCAAAUCAUGAAACUAUCAUAUUUCCCUCAAGUAAAGAUCUACCAUACUUCAAAGACUUUCCAUGGCCAAGUUUACAUUCCCAUCGCGAAUUGGCUAAUGAUGAUUGGGACAAUCAUCGUGACCGCAGUCUACAACAACACAACUCGACUUGGCGAAGCCUAUGGAACAUGUGUCAUCCUAGUCUCAUUUCUCACCACCUGCAUGGUGGCUGUCGUUGCCCUCAUCGUAUGGAGACUCUCAAUCUGGAUCGUCAUCCCAAUCUUCAUCAUUUUCGUCCUCUGGGAUGGCAUGUUUCUAUCAGCCGCCAUAAGCAAAGUGCCCCACGGUGCAUGGUUUACCCUUAUGUUAGCCGUGAUACUGACUUGCCUCUUUAUCCUCUGGCGUUACGGCAAAGAAGAGCAAUGGAACGCGGAAGAAUCCGACAAUGUUCCUCUCUACCAGACCACCGUCCUACGCGACAACCAGCUCUAUCUAAAAUUUGACAGCGAAGAGUCUUCCAUCCGACGGACCAGAGGACUUGGAAUAUUUUUCGAUAAGUCCGGGAGUGCAGUGAAUACCCCCACGGUGUUUCUCCAUUUCCUGCAAAAGUUCAGCGCAAUGCCGGAGGUGACAAUUUUUCUUCACCUGCGACCUCUGUCUAUCCCCACAGUUGCUCCUGAGGAGAGAUACACUAUCACGCGGUGUUUCACAAAGGGCGAUGAUUCGACUAAGCAGCCGAUUCCUAAUUGUUAUCGUUUGAUGGUGCGACAUGGAUACACCGAUGAGAUUAUCACUCCAGACUUGGGUAUACAUGUUCUGGGGCUAGUCCGCGGGUUCCUAAAAUGCUCAGAUAUUGUCAAUGACGAGGAUACUGAAGUGGCUGCUUUGAACUGCGCCUCGAAUUCGCAGGUUAUCUACAUUGUUGGCAAGGAGCAGCUCAAUAUCACCAAGGAACGGAACUAUUUCCGGCGCAUGAUCCUUUGGAUGUUCUUGCUCAUAAGGGAUUCUAGCCGGACGAAGAUUCAGAAUCUGAAUGUUGAGAUGGAGCGAUUGGUCGAAGUUGGCUUUGUGAAAAGGAUGUGA